Molecule: messenger RNA, 702 nt
Organism: Closterium sp. Naga37s-1
Lineage: Eukaryota; Viridiplantae; Streptophyta; Zygnematophyceae; Desmidiales; Closteriaceae
Source: the annotation of a GenBank genome assembly
AUGGAUGAGGACCAGGAUGGCGCCGAGAUUGGGAAAACGCGUGGCAGCAGAGAAGAAAGCGCUGAGGAGGAGGAGGAAGAGGAGGAGGAGGAGGAGGAGGAGGAGGAGGAGGAGGAGGAGGAGGAGGAGGAGGAGGAGGAUGAGGAGGAGGAGGAGGAGGAGGAGGAGGAGGAGGAGGAGGAGGAGGAGGAGGAGGAGGAGGAGGAGGAGGAGGAGGACGAGGACGAGGAGGAGGACGAGGAGGAGGAGGACGAGGAGGACGAGGAGGAGCAAGAGGAUGAGGAGGAGGCGGAGGAUGAGGAGGAGGAUGAUGAGGAGGUGGGGGAGGAGGAGAAGGAGGAGGGUGAUGAUGAGGAGGAGGAGGAGGAAGAGGAGGAGGAGGAGGAGGAGGAGGAGGAGGAGGAGGAGGAGGAGGAGGAGGAGGAGGAGGAGGGGGAGGAGGAGGAGGAGGAGGAGGAGGAGGAGGAGGAGGAGGAGGAGGAGGAGGGGAAGGAGCAGGAGGAGGAGGAGGAGGAGGAGGAGGAGGAGGAGGAGGAGGAGGAUGACGAGGGGGAGGAGGAGGAUGACGAGGAGGAGGAGGAGGAGGAGGAGGAGGAGGAGGAGGAGGAGGAGGAGGAGGAGGAGGAGGAGGAGGAGGAGGAGGAGGAGGAGGAGGAGGAGGAGGAGGAAGAAGAUGUGGCGGCAGAUAAGGUCCCAGAGUAG